AGACUUGAACAUUCAAGAUGUCAGGCGUAGCUAGGACGAGGCUUGCAGAAGAGAGAAAGAUCUGGAGGAAAGAUCAUCCAUUCGGAUUUUGGGCUAAACCAACUAAAUUUCCUGAUGGUUCAUUGAAUCUUUUGAUAUGGGAGGUUGGUAUUCCAGGUAAAUCAGGUAGUGCAUGGGAACACGGUGUAUACAAGUUAAACAUGCAAUUCCCUGAAGAUUACCCGUCUAAGCCGCCAAAGUGUAAAUUCACUCCACCACUAUUCCAUCCAAAUGUCUACCCUAGUGGUACCGUUUGUUUGAGUAUUCUUGACGAAGAGAAGGGAUGGAAACCAGCAAUCACUAUAAAACAGAUUGUUCUUGGUAUUCAAGAGCUCAUGACUGAUCCUAACGCCUCAGAUCCUGCUCAAGUAGAGGCAUACACAAUGUUCAAAAAUGACAAACCGGGCUACGAACGGAGAGUAAGACAACAAGCACGUGAAAAUAUUCCACAUUAAUUUGUUCAUUAUUUAUACAUUAACUAUAUUCUAGCUUUCAGGUAGUCACUAGCGAUGUGUUGCGUAUAAUGAGUCAGGUUUAUAUGUCCUGUUAGUCGUCUGCGAAGGUGAGACGAAGGAGGAAGGAGUGAAAGUGUGAGAUAUAAGUAAGCAAAUAGAGUUGCGUCAGCAAAGCUUGGCUUAUCUUUACCUAAUAUCCAAGUGUUUGAACCAAGUUUGGAAGAUAGUGUCGCUAAAGUGGAUGCAGCGAUCCUAUCUACUACAUCAACAUCAAUCUGAACGCUCUCAUACGGCAUAUCACUAGGGAAAUAGCGUGAAAGAAUGAGAGAAGUUAAUGUUGUGCUUGCAUUCUCUAACUUGUCAGUUCCAUUAACAACCUUAGCUAUUUCUACGCUUAAUGCAGCUUUCAAUCGACUGAAUUUGUGUGAUCUUUGUACGGAUACCAAAGCUGUAUCAUUUGACUCUGGGAAAUAAAGUUUAGAUGCUUGUUCGGAUGUAGAGGGCAUAAAGAAAAAGUAAGUAAGGAAUGAUGAUCUAAGUUGUUUCUCGACUAGUUCUAGGAUAUCAAGCUCGGUUGUAUCGGCUUCGGGAAUAUCUUGAAUGUUUUCAACAUACUUUCUGAUUUCAUCGUCUUUUAAUAAAACAGCGCGCUGACUCGGUUUAUGCGGUAAUUCUAAUAGGGGUAGUUUAUUAUUAGGCGACGCUUUUGGUUCAUUUAUAGUUUUUAAGCUAAAGUUUAUGUUGUUAAAUAAUAAAUAUAUUUGCCAUUUCAAGCAUUCAGCUGAAUUUG
Wallemia mellicola CBS 633.66 is the source of this 1284-nucleotide messenger RNA. RefSeq names its product ubiquitin-conjugating enzyme. NCBI's taxonomy places the organism in Eukaryota, Fungi, Basidiomycota, Wallemiomycetes, Wallemiales, Wallemiaceae. The record is from RefSeq and is a predicted model, not a curated record. Gene Ontology annotation, biological process: protein sumoylation. Gene Ontology annotation, molecular function: SUMO conjugating enzyme activity. Bases 18 to 494 code for a protein of 158 amino acids. Gene Ontology annotation, cellular component: nucleus. The transcript has 12 exons.